AUGGGAAAAUACGAUUUCCCAGCCGAUUGGCCUGAUCUAAUCACAGUAUUGGCACAGAAUCUAACGGUUGAAUCGGACAAGCUUCUCGCAACCCUUGCAGCACUGGAUGAACUAUGCCGACAUUUUCGACAUGAAAUGAAAUCCGAAAAACUGUGGCGAGAAUUGCUAAUUGUCUUGCAAGCUGUAGCAGCUCCUUUGACAGAUUUGUUCACGAAAUUGCUUGAAUGCCUGCCGAACGAUUCUGCGCCCGAAGCACAAUGCCAGACAUGGCUUGAACAUAUCAGUUUGAUCACGAAAUGCUUCCUCUCGCUUAAUUCACAGGAUCUUCCGGAGUAUUUUGAGGUAAACCUGAAUUUUUUUGCCCUUACAUCGUACCUCAAAAUUUCUUCAUAG
Messenger RNA from Gongylonema pulchrum, 393 nucleotides. The record is from the annotation of a GenBank genome assembly. Lineage: Eukaryota; Metazoa; Nematoda; Chromadorea; Rhabditida; Gongylonematidae.